Messenger RNA from Pieris rapae (cabbage white), 5930 nucleotides. RefSeq names its product potassium channel subfamily T member 2 (gene SLO2). Gene Ontology annotation, biological process: potassium ion transport. Gene Ontology annotation, cellular component: membrane. Gene Ontology annotation, molecular function: intracellular sodium-activated potassium channel activity. NCBI's taxonomy places the organism in Eukaryota, Metazoa, Arthropoda, Insecta, Lepidoptera, Pieridae. The transcript is spliced from 23 exons. The record is from RefSeq and is a predicted model, not a curated record. Bases 11 to 4171 code for a protein of 1386 amino acids.
AAUCUAAAUAAUGGCUGGCCUAAGUCGUUACUCAUCAUACAACUGUUUGACUGGAUGGGACAGCUACGAUCGAAUUCCAAGGGUCCGAGUGGAGUACUACGUCAACGAGAACACGUUCAAAGAAAGACUGCAACUAUACUUUAUAAAGAACCAACGCUCAAGUUUACGCAUUAGAAUAGUGAACUUAUUUUUCAAGAUAUUGGCAUGCCUCCUGUACAUAUUUCGCGUGUGCGCUGAUGGAGAUCCCAUUAAUGCUACUUGCUACGGGUGUAAGCCGGGUAACAAGAGUGUGUUCGAAUACUCGGCCAACCUGACAGAAGAGGAGUUCCAGGAACAUCCUAUCAUCAACUGGGAUGGUAUCGUGUGGGUUAAUCGCCCACUGUUCUUGUGGGUGCUGCAGGUGAUCCUCGCGAUGAUAUCACUCUCCGAGGCUAUUCUAUUAGCCUACCUCGGCUACAAGGGCAACAUUUGGCAACAAAUUCUAUCCUUCCAUUUCAUACUGGAGAUGGUGAACACGGUUCCAUUUGCCCUGACGAUAGCCUAUCCUCCUUUGCGAAAUCUUUUCAUACCAGUUUUUCUCAAUUGCUGGUUGGCAAAGCGGUCUCUUGAAAAUAUGUUUAAUGACUUGCACCGAGCCAUGCAGAAGUCACAAUCAGCCUUGUCCCAGCAACUAAUGAUUCUAUGCGUUACUCUUUUAUGUCUCGUCUUUACCAGUGUUUGUGGAAUCCAGCAUUUCCAACGUGCAGGACACCGGCAUCUUAACCUGUUCCAGGCGACGUACUUUGUAGUGGUCACCUUUUCAACAGUCGGUUAUGGUGAUUUUGUACCUGACAUCUGGCCCUCCCAGCUGUUCAUGGUCAUCAUGAUCGGUGUGGCUCUGGUUGUGCUGCCUACGCAGUUCGAACAACUUGCAUUUACCUGGAUGGAGCGGCAGAAGUUAGGCGGAUCUUACAGCUCUCAUCGUGCUCAGUCGGAGCGUCAUGUAGUCGUGUGCUCCACGACGCUGCACGCAGACACUAUCAUGGACUUCCUAAACGAGUUCUAUGCCCACCCUUUGCUGCAGGAUUACUAUGUUGUUCUGCUCUCACCUAUGGAACUUGAUACUACAAUGAGGAUGAUUCUACAGGUUCCGAUUUGGGCUCAGCGUGUUAUCUACAUCCAGGGUUCUUGCCUCAAGGACACUGAUUUGAUACGUGCUCGUAUGAACGAAGCCGAGGCUUGCUUCAUUCUAGCUGCGAGAAAUUAUGCUGAUAAAACUGCUGCAGAUGAGCAUACUAUUCUUAGAUCGUGGGCGGUAAAAGAUUUCGCUCCAGAUGUGGCUCAAUACGUCCAAAUAUUCCGACCAGAGAACAAGUUACAUGUAAAGUUCGCUGAAUUCGUUGUCUGCGAAGACGAAUUCAAAUACGCACUUUUGGCAAACAAUUGCACUUGCCCUGGUGCUUCCACUCUUGUGACGCUUCUUCUGCAUACCAGUCGCGGACAGGAAGGUCAGCAAUCGCCUGAGGAGUGGCAUCGGUUGUACGGCAAAUGUUCCGGAAAUGAAAUUUACCAUAUCGUUCUUGGAGACAGUCGUUUCUUCGGUGAAUAUGAAGGAAAAAGUUUUACUUACGCAAGUUUCCACUCACACCGCAAGUAUGGGGUGGCAUUGGUUGGAGUUCGCCCAGCAGAAUUACCGGAAUUCUAUGAAGAAACAAUACUUUUGAACCCGGGACCGAGACACAUAAUGAAAGCGAGCGACACGUGCUAUUACAUGAGCAUAACAAAAGAAGAGAAUUCCGCUUUUGUAGUUUCUGAUCAACAAACCGAGAGCAAACCGUUGAUAACAAAAGAUCAAACUGCAUGUAGCCUACUCUCUAGCGAAGGAAGAAGAAAGGGCGUAGACGGCGAGGAGGCCGCGGCCCAACCCAGAACAGCAGACGGUAGUAACAUGGCUCAAUCCGCCCUUCCACAAGUGGUUCUACAAGCUCCCGCGACCUCCCCACCAAAUGCAUCGCCAUCACGCAUCAAUACUGUAUCAUCCGCUAAUUUAACUGUUGCUAGCUAUAAAAUGGACGGAUCAGACCAUAGAGGGGGUCUUAAAGAUUCACCAGCCACAGAUAGCGCCACGGACAGUCAUUUGCUACUACCAAGAACAGAUAAUCAUUAUUUAAGUCCGGACACUCUUCAUCAUCGGCGAGGUAGUCGGCGACCAUCCAUCCUACCAGUACCAGACAUGGUAACCAGUAGCUUUAACAUCGCUGAAGACGAGCGGGAAGGGGAGAGAGAACUAGACAUGAGCGAGGAAGAGCUAGAGGAUAAUGUACCAUGGCGUACUCCUUCCGAGAAGAUUGCGAUUGUGAAGGGGUUCCCGCCCGUGUCGCCGUUCAUCGGGGUGAGCCCUACUCUCUGCUAUCUGUUGAAGGAGAAGAAGCCAUUAUGUUGCUUGCAGCUGGCACAAGUGUGUGAACACUGCGCCUAUCGCAACGCUAAGGAGUACCAGUGGCAAAACAAGACUAUCAUUCUAGCCGCAGACUACGCUUCAAAUGGCAUAUACAACUUCAUUAUUCCCCUUCGAGCUCACUUCAGAACCAAAACAUCUUUGAAUCCUAUCAUACUUCUCCUGGAACGAAGACCUGAUAUCGCUUUUCUCGAUGCUAUAUCUUACUUCCCUCUUGUCUACUGGAUGAUGGGAUCUAUAGACUCGCUGGAUGACCUACUGAGAGCUGGAAUAACACUUGCAGAAAACGUAGUGGUUGUAAACAAAGAAUUAUCCAACUCAGCAGAGGAAGACAGUUUGUCUGAUUGCAAUACCAUCGUCGCCGUACAGACCAUGUUCAAAUUUUUCCCAUCGAUAAGAUCAAUAACAGAAUUGUCGCAGUCAUCAAAUAUGCGUUUUAUGCAAUUCCGAGCUCAUGAUAAAUAUGCUCUGCAUCUUUCCAAGAUGGAAAAGAGAGAGAAAGAGCGAGGUUCUCAUAUCUCGUAUAUGUUCCGCCUCCCCUUUGCGGCGGGUUCCGUAUUUUCAGCAUCCAUGUUGGACACACUACUCUACCAGGCCUUCGUCAAAGAUUACGUCAUCACUUUCGUGCGGCUUCUGCUGGGGGUCGACCAGGCUCCCGGCUCCGGCUUCCUAACAUCUAUGAGAAUAGGAAAGGAAGACAUGUGGAUUCGCACGUACGGCCGACUAUACCAAAAGUUGUGCUCGACUUCUUGCGAAAUCCCUAUUGGGAUCUAUAGAACGCAGGAUACAAGCCUGGCCGACCCCUCACACCACGUGAGUAUGUCGCCACGCGGCUCGCCAAGUUGGUUGUGGUCACGACUGACGGGAAUGCGACCAUCGCGGCCAUCGCAGGGCGGGCAGAGCGAGGCGCGGUCUGGGGAUUCGAGGGGGGCGCGAGACACGAGUUCCAGCUCCCCAACGGGCUGCCUCACGGGCUGCUACGGCGACCGCACGCCGGUGUAUUCGGCGAGUCUAGCCGACGAGGCCAGAGACAACCACGCGCAACAGAUAGAACGGGCGGAGAUUGCAAAUCUGGUUCGCUCCCGCAUGGAGUCCCUCAACCUUAACGUCAUUGACUAUGAUGACGUGAGUGAGAAGAGGAACAGUCUCUCCUACGUUAUUAUUAACCCAAGCUGUGAUCUUAACCUGUGUGAGGGAGACGUCAUAUAUUUGGUUCGGCCAUCUCCAUUUGCAGCACAAAAAACAUUCGAAAGGCACAAUAGCAGACGCAAAUCGAACAUUAGUUUUUGUUCAAGUGUAUGCGCAGUGGCAGCAAGUGCUGGGAGCGGGCGACGUGGCUCUACACUUUCGGCUGCGCGGGCACCACCACUCUGUACCACAAAAGCAAAUUCAUUAUCAUUACCAGAUAGUCCAACUGUCCUCACAGAUUUUCGUGGUCGCUCUAACUCUCUACGCGUUGUGGAUGAUGCAAUGUUGUGCCGAUCAGCAUCGCUCCGUCAGGGGCUUGGCGUAGCAAGCCCUCGGAGGAGAAAGAGCAGUCUUGAGGAAAUUGGUAUUACGCAUUUUAAUUCUCUGCUACAACAUCAGCAGCAACAACAAGAGCAAGACGCUGAAGCGAUUAAAAUGGCUUUGCAAGGCAGUGCUGGACUGGAGGUGACACCACUGGAAGAUAGAUGGCCGGAGUUACGUCCAUCUUCGCCUGAACCCCAACACCUGCAGGGAACCAUCGUGUAAUUCGGUCCCACUUUGGGUCCUCUAAGCAAUUGUUAAUGAGUAUUUAUACAGUACUACAGCUCCAAAGAGUUUAGUCUCUGUCCCCUUCAAAGACGUAAUUGACCUAAAUGUUGCAAGGUUUGCACGAAAUCUUCAAUCUAUCUUUUGAAAUUCUUCAAAAUCCGAAUUGGUUAAGUAACGAUUGCAAAUUACAUGACAUGUAUAAGACUUGGGGCUGAUGUAUUGUGUAACUGGUUAGAGUAAACGGCUUAGCGUCGCGUUAGUAGCCUGAAGUAGCGCGAGCGGCAGUGUAUGUUAGUGGGAUCAACUAGGUAGUUAGUGAUAAGGGGAACACGUCGGCGUAAGUCUGUACAUAUUCGCUUCAUCCCCCACCCCCCUCACAGACCAGUUAACCCGUCACCACUCCCUCCAUAACCUUAUGGCCUUGUCUGUAAAUAUCUAAUGUAUUACGCAGCUGCUAUGUUAAGUUUAAUUUCUCAUAUAUUAUAUCAAGGCGUUUACAUAUUUGUUUCGACGAAAUAAAAAGUACUACUAUAAACAUUCACUAAGUUAUUAAGUUAUUGAAAUAUAGAACAAUUAUGUCGUAAGUUUACUGCGACGGUUAUCACGAUAUCGUUAAAGUUUAAAGAAUAUAUUCGUGUGUGUAGUGUCUGCACUUACUUUAAAAUUGCCAUUGAGUCUUGGCCGCUUCAAAUGGAAUUGUUAUUGAACGGGUUUGAUUAUUUACAAUUAUUUCAUUUACAACAAGUAUGUUUGCUAUUAUAUGGUAUAAAUGUGGUGAAAACAUUGAUAUAUCGAUAAUAUUUCUGCAGGGCUUCUCUGAAAUACCAUUAGCACUCUCCAACAAAUAUUUCAAUAAUUCAUCUAACAACGGUACCCGAUUUCUUGUUCUUGAAGAGGGUAAUGCAGCAGUCACCUUUAUCAAAAGUGUAUUUUUUCUUUCAUUAAUGAUUACCAGCUGUAUAUGCCUCGAUGCUAUUACAUAUGAUUGUAUUACCCCAUUAUUCUUCCGUUCUUACUAGUCAAAAAUAAUUCAUCAGAUCAAAUUUAAAAACAGAAUUACAAAUACUAAUGCGAUACUUGGUAGAAAUAAAUGUAUUAUUAGUGUAAUUUAUAAAUUUCCACCGAGCUUACAGACUUUCAUUUUCAAGCCAAAAUAUUGUAUAACAAAUAUAAAACACGAAUUUGACGUAAGCAAUACUGUCAAUAGAAAACGCUUUACGAAACAUUUAAGGUCUGUUUCACAAUGUACGGAUAAGUUCCAAUUACUUAUUGGUUGGAUAAACUAGUGUUUGUUGCGUUUCACGAUUUUCAGAUAGCGCUAUUCGUCAUGAAACGCGAAAUUUCUUAUUCGGAACUUUUAAUUUUAAAAUAACUUGUGUUGCAUAGCUAUUUGGUACUUUAUCCAUGCAUUGUGAAACCGACCUGAAACCUUAAUUAAGUAAAUCUUUAAAUAUGUAAUAUUACGUUUACGGCUUUAAAUGUUGGUAAUAGUAAUGAUUCCCUUAGUUCGGGUUUUGUUGUACAAAUGCGGAGAUAUAGGAACACAUGUCAGCGGAAUUAGCCAGCGCUGUUUAACCAUGGCCAUGACUUAUUGGCUUUAGCGAAAUUAUAAUUUAUAAUCAAUGUAAAAAAAGAGAUUUAUUAUGUAUUAUUAGUAUUUAGCGUAGAAUAUUUAAGAUUAUUAAUAUAUUUAUCCUUAUUCCACUAUGUUAAUAACUUGGCGGUGAUGCCUUUCAUUUAUUGCGAUUCUAAUAAA